CUCGGUUUCACUGUUCGUUCGCUGCGAAAAGCAUCGUGUCGCGUUUGGCGUUUUUAAAGUAAAUUUUGUCCAGUAAAAAGUUGAAUAUAUAAACAAUUUUUAAGUUAAAAGUGAGCAAAAAACUCCUAGAAACGUUUGCAAUAAAUGUAAAAUCGGCUUGGGAAUCGUGAAGAUACUAAAAGUUGAAAGAAACGAAAGUUGGGCAGUACACUUACAGGAGCGGUAUACUCGUUCCAAGGCGGGCAUGGCACGGAGACCGUAGAACGGCAGCACGGCGGACGAGCACCAGCGAAUUUGAUGUUAAAGCGUAGUAGCUGAUAAAGGCUGUGAAAAGUAUAAAUGGCGAAGAUGAAAAAAUUCAGUGCCGGAAAUUUCAAAGCAAUUGUGGCUAGUUCAUUGCAGCUAAAUUGCAAAAGUUUUUUGUGAGUUAAUGUGACAGAUUAGGAAAACUGGCGGAACGUAUAGUAAAUUAACAAUUUGAAUAAAAUUUUUGUUAAAAAAAAAACUAAUAUAAAGAAGUGUGCUAGACUACCAACGUUACAACACAAACAAUAACAGGCGCUGGCAUACGCGCACCAACAACAAACCGCUGUGGAUUUUCGUCUCGUGCGCCACGCACCUUUUUCUUCAUACAAAAGUCGAAUUGUCGAAGCCAUUCGUUGAGCUACAUGCACGUUCGUUGCUCGCUGACAAAUGUCGGCUGACGGUCGAAAACGUAUUUCUUAAAUUUAUUUUAUACAAAAAUAUACAAUGGUAAAAUAGUAAUUUGUGCUAAUGGUUAUUAAGUGAAAAGUGUAGACAUUAAAAAGUAUUCUUUUGGAGAAGGGAUUUAAUUCCAACAAAAUCAACGCAGGGCACAUACACAAGUGCAUACAUAUACCUCUCGCCAUUUCAAAUGUUUGCAUUGUGUUUUCAAAUGCGGGGUUAAAAUGAAGAUGUUUUCUAAGCCAUGGCCUUUUGCAGCCGAUAAUUGAUCCUAAAAGACAUCCAGGUGUAACUCAAUCGGAUUUCGCAACCCAUCACAUCCCAUCUACGAAGCAGCAGCAAAGCAAUGAAUGAUACAAACAAUCAGGCGCCCGAAGAAUCACAAAAUCUACCACAGAACAUUUCGUACGCCGCCAGUCGAGUUAACCACAACCAAAGCGCCGCCCUGGCUCACGUGCUGUCCAGCAACCUAAGUGCAGAAGAAGAACAGGAGCAAAUUGUCACGUCGACCUCGAGCGAUACGCAUACAAGCAUAGCCGGUCAUUUGCCGCACCUUGAGGCAUUGAUCACAUCGCCGGCGCGCAUCACCAGCUCCACCGGGAAUGAUUGCAGCUCUUCGCCGCAGCGUUUGUUGUCCACGACGUGCAGCAGCAGUAGCGGCAGACAAUCGACCCAGCAACGCGGCGACAUAACGACAACGGACGCCUCCAGUGAGGAUGAAUCACAAUCGCCACACCAAUCGACACAAUCAUCCUUCAGUGGCCGAAAAAUUUUAAAACCUAGCGGCGUGGACCGCGCUACCCACGGUCUAGAUUCGGUUAUGCCGACCACUUCUGCUGCAGCGGCGACACGUACAGCAGGCGUUAGGAGCGUAGAGGCGGAAUUAAGGGCUAGCAACAGCAACAAAAGUAGUAUUAGUAUCUUAAGCAACGGCGGUUUGGAGCACACGAACGGCCGCGACGACAACGCAGGUAGCGCAAAUAUGGUUGCGCGCGAGCAGACAGCAGUGACUGUAGCCUCAAGUGGUGAGGCUAUCGCUGGGCACGCAGUGUCAAUAGGUGCCGGAGGCGGACAAGGACAAGCGGUGCCAGCCGAGCAAACCACCGAAUCCCACAAGAUCAUCUUGAAGUUACCCAAGCCGAACGCCACGAGCGUUAAUGCGCGCUCCCUUGAAUCUCAGAGCAAUACAGAAUCAAUGUCCGGGGAGGAAGGCGCCGCAAGCCACAGCGGUACCGAGUCGACCCGCAAAGUGGAGCCACUUAAAAUCAAUUUGCACACGCACAAUAGCCCGAACAUUGUUCCGAAAAUCACAAUUAAGCCCAUAAUGAAAAAAGCGAACGACGUCGCGUCCUCGGAUUGCUCUUCCUCUGCCGAAGAUGAUGCGGUCGCCGAGUCGUGCACCACACGCAGCGGCGCACAAAUACCGAAGCUGACCAUCAAGGCGUCGGCAGUUGUCGGUGGCAGUGACGAGCCACACAUUCUACCCAAAUUGACGAUAAGAUCGGCCAAUGACAGCUCGGAUAGUUCCAUUGUACCGAAGCUCACCAUCAAAAUGUCCGAUUCGCAAGCCGCUUCGCACAGUAGCAGCACACAAUCGGGUCCGUCCGCAUCGUCGGCGAGCAGCGCAGCAUCGACAAAAUCACACAGUGAACACUCGCCUCCCCCACUACCGAAACUCACCAUAAAAACGUCGUUGGAUGGCACCAGCGAGUCGAUCAUGUCCACGAUAUCGCCAGCCUCGUCCUCUUCGUCGUCAUCGAGCACAUCCUCGUCUGCAGGAGUACCGUCGAUGUCUUCCAUCUCGGCCACCGCCUCGUGUACGGUUUCAAAUGUCACCAACAACGCCUGUUCUGUGCCUAAACUGACGAUUAAAACGUUGCUGCCAAAGCACGAGGAGCUGGUGCCGAAGUUGACUAUAAAAACCAAUGCAACUGGCGCCUGUGUAAGCACGUCAACGGCAGCAGCUGCAGCUGAGGAUCACGGCGAAGCCCAUGAUGGCGGCAACGUUGCUGGCAGCAGCAGCAAGAUACCCAAACUUACCAUCAAAACCGGGCAGGAGCACGCGGUCAUCAUAACGCAGCACAAUGACGACUCCAACGCACAGGUCAUACCAAAGUUGACGAUCAAAACUAAGUCGUUGGAUGCAGAGGAGUCGCUAAGCGACUUGAGUGAGGACCCAGCACCGCCACCCGAGAAGAUACCCAAGAUAACAAUUAAGACGCACGAAGUUGCCGCCGAGAUCACUUCGCCGAAGUUUUGCAUCAAAGCAUUGCAGCAGCCAACAGAGUCGGAGCACGCACACGUCAUCCCGAAACUGACUAUCUCCAUGGCUAAUCUGGAGGGGAGUGCAGCGCCACAGUCGCCCAAGCAAUCGCCGCUAGUGGUGCGGCAGUUGUCAAGCAGCACACGCAAAGAGUCGCCAGAAAGACUGCCCAAGCUGAUGAUCUCGCGCCAGGAUGCGAAGGGUAACAACUGCGACACGGCAGUGGAGAAAGUCGUUCCCAAGUUGACGAUCAAGACCAACUGUCAGGAUGGUGGCGGCAGCGAGUGCAUGGAGAAAAUACCCAAACUGACCAUCAAAUCGAUACCAAACGUAGAGCAGCAAUCCUCGGAGGAGAGUGAUGAGGGCUUGAGCGGCGAAUCGUCGCCACCUCUAUCGGCAGCGGAGGAGGCAGCUGCCAACAAAGUGGUACCCAAGCUCACCAUAAAAAAUCUUUCGUCGCCAACGUUGAAAAUGAAAGCGGUUCUGGAGGACAAAACGCGCAAUGCUUCAAAAAAGUGUGGAAAAUCCAGCGACCCAAAAGGCGGCACCGACACAAGCGCCGCGUGCGGCGUGCCGCAAAGGACGCUGGAUCCACAGCAGACUGCUGAGUGUAGUGCACGCGAGCAUAUGGUGAACGGUUGCGAGUCGAGCAGCAGCCAAGAGUUCUGCGGCUUCAAUGACAGCGCGAUGUUUGCUGAGGAGGAGGACAUCGAGGAGCCGCGUCGCAACUCCGACGACAUGGACAUCGAUGAAGGGCUGCAGCAGCACGACCCACAAGUGUUCAACAACGUAUUCCACGUCAGCAACGGUGACUCGCUGCGCAAUGAAAACACUGAAGAUUCGCAACUGAUGCAACCACCGCUACCCGCAGACGAUCUGUCAAAUGUGGUGGACACCGUCGACCUAACAUCCUCCCCAUCGCCCGGCUCGUCGCCUGCGCACUUCACCUACACCGAUGCGGACCCCCAAAUAAGCGAUGCACAACAACCGCCGCAUCCCACCAUACUCAUGGAGCGGCUGCAGCGAGAAAUGAGCGUCAUACAGACAGCGCCGCCGAUGGAAAACACCAACAGUUUCCUGCUCAAUCAACUGAAUGCACCGCUAAAUGUAACAAAGUACGGCGUGCCACCGCCUCUGCAACCGAAGCCACUGCAGUCGCAGCAGCAACAUCAUCACCAGCAGCACGCGCUCCAACAGUCACAACCACAACAACAGCAACAAAGGCAGCAGCUGCAACAGCAAAUAAGCAAUAGCAUCAAAUAUCCGCAAUUGACGGAACGCCUGAUGGCCAACGGCGCGCGUAUUCGGCAAAACUCGACCAUAACGUGCGCCGGCAGUUUGGCCAUGGCAAUGAACAGCGGAUCUGCUAGCUACAAUAUGGCAAAUCAGCAGGCAGCUCAGCCGGAGAAGGUGAUCGAUUCCAUUGAGAUACUGGACACACCCGAAGGCAGUCCGCGUUUGACGUUGGACGAUACCGCUGCGUUGCCCAAAAAUCUACACAUAAACAACGAAGAUGGUUUGAAUGAUGCCGCCAUUAGAAGAAACGCUGCCUAUGAAGAAAACAGCGCGGAUGUGUUGAGGCGCAACAACAAUGUUAUGGACGAUGCAACUGCGUCAGCGGAGAGAACAAAUCAAGCGAAUUUGAAAAGGCAAGCGGACGCCAUGUCGGCCCUGAUGAGGGAGAACGAUGUGGCAGAGCAGUGUAUCGAGAUUACACCAAACAAAGUACGCCGCAUUGACAGCGAAUCGCAUACUAUGGCCACUUUGACCAUUCUGACAGACGAUGAGUCGUCUAACACCAAAUUGAUAACUACGUCACCCACCAUUUUUGGUGGCAAUCACCACGUUGUGGAUAUAACUAACGACGUUGUGCAAUCGCAGAACGCACCCAUUACAAUGGACCUCUCUUCGGCAAAGGCCUCCAUACAUCGUCCGCGCAAACAGCGUCACGAGCACUUGCUGGCCAUACCCCUGGACGAAGAGGAUCCAAUUCAGUUCGAUUUGAAUAACGUCGUCGCCGAAAAUCGCCCCCCAUCGAAUGAACUCGCUACAGCAGCAGCAAAAGCGGUUGUAACGCACUCAGACCAGUUGCCGGCGAACCCGCCUAUCGUCAGACGUCGCGGUCGCCCGAAAAAGAACACUACUGCUGCGGCGACACCCAACGCUGCGCCAGCACUGCCUGCAGCAACACUCAACGAGCCUAGCGUUGGAAGCGCAGACGCAGCGCCCACGGAGAUUGUUUCGAAAGCGCGCCGUGUUGAGCUGUUACGCAAACGUCUGGCCAUCGACAUGGUGGACGCGGAGCAGCCAUCCGAUGAGCUGGAGAGUGCAGAUGUGGCGAAUGAGAGUGAGACCUCGACCAGCGACCGUGCUUUACGCACAGGGGCGCGAAGUUCUCGCCGCAGUAUCUUGCCGGGUGGUGCAAUCACGCCGGUAACGAAAGUCAAGCCUAUUGGUGCCAACAACGGCGAGGUUGCUCUGAAGAAUCGCAAACGCUCAGCGAACAUCUUAAGUGGCGGUGGCAGUACUGGUGCUGUAAACAACAAUGCCGCAAAUACGAUAUCGGAUGUUGGUGUGACCUCCGUCCUUAAUCACUAUGGUGGCUCAAAUUCCAGUCUCUCGUCGGCCUACUCUAGCAGCUCCAUGAGCUCCGCCACUGUGACCACAGCUGCUGGAGCUCAGCUUGGUACCGGUACUAGCACAUCUGCGUCCAUUUCCUUGGCAACACAAAUCGACUUGACAAUGUGCUCGUCGUCGUCCUCAGCGAGCAAUGGCAGCACCACUGCCACCAUGACCAUAGCGGGUGCAAGCACUACCACUAGCACUUGCGCAAUCAACGCCGCAGUACAAAAUCAAAGCAGCAGCUCGAUGUUGCCACCAGCCACUAUACUGUCCUCCUCGGACCCGGUGCCGGAUGUGGUCUUUAGACCCAAUGAUUUCUCAUCGCUUAUGGCAACACAGCAGCUGCGCGCAGCGCACACCGCAGGAGUGAGUAUUGAAACGGAUCUGUUGCGGAUGCAGGUAACGCUAAACAGCGCCAAGUUUGAUGGGCGCGAUGAUGAAACUACAAGUCAGAGCGGUGGCGGGGACGGCAGCGGAGCAGAUUUAUCAGGAGAUGACUCCACAAGUCCGAUGGGGACUCCCGUGGGUCGUGGACGCGGCGGUCGUGGUCGUGGGCGCGGUUCUGUUCGUGGCAGCGCACGUGGUAGUCGGGCGCAUCGUUUGGGACGUGGCGCCAGCGCGGUCGCCAAGCAAAUCGCACUGAGCAGACCACGCUGCGUUGGCGGUCUGAAGCAUACACCCGAUCCAGAUCGAAUGAAAGGCCUUUUUAGUCCGUCCCCACAAGUCUUUGAAGAGGAUACUCGCAUGAGCGCCGACUUGAAUCAGACCCAAAUACAGCUGCAGCCGGAGCCCCAAACUCCUUUGAGGCAACCCGAUUUUCUUAACAAUGAUGAGUCUCAGUCCUCAGUGUUGAGCACGAAUAGCAUUUUAGAUCCCAACACGGUGGCUGCAGUCCAAAAUGGCAGCGCUAUUAAACGUCCAAAGAAGAAGAAAAUGGAAGUUUGCGUUGCCGAAGACGCUGAAAUUACUGUCUCAGCAAUUGCCGAAUAUGAUUGGCCGCCUCCAAAGGGGUGUUGCCCAUCGAAAAAUCGCGAUACUUUCAUGAUUCAAGAACAGGUCGCUUUGUAUUUAGGUAUAAAGAGCUUCAAGAGAAAGUAUCCCGAUCUGCCACGUCGGCAAAUCGAUAUGGAAGAGCGUAAUUGGCUGCAGGAAAAGGGCCUUGUUUCGGAACGUAUGUGCGAUUUGGGCAUUACGGCCGUUUGGGCAUCCGACAUUCUGGACAUUAUGUAUACCGAUUUCUAUGAGAAGUACGAGGAGUACAAGGACUUCAUACGUCAAAAGCACCUGCGCGAAAUCGAGGCGAAACAGAAAGCCUUGGGGCUUAAUGUGUCUGGACGUGGACUGCAAGUGCGUGAACGUGCGCUCCUCUCGACGAGCAAAUGGAACUCUUACUUCAAUAGAAGUCGCAAGGAGGAACGUCUAGCUUGUCUGGACUUGCAAACAUUAACAAUGAACGUGCCAUUGCCCGCGACAGCGCCCACCGCCACACUGGUAUAUCGGCCUGUAGCAGAGGCAGUGGCAGAGGCUGCCAAAGCCGAGCAAAUACCUGAACCACCAACCUUGCUGCGACCGCGCGUCACUACCACACCCCGGGAAUCGGACGCCAAUUACCCCGUAGCUGUGGUGCCCGGCCAGUAUUGCACGAAUUAUCGCCAGUACACGCCGUUUGAGUUGAGUUGCUUCCCGCUUAACACAGUGCUGCAGGACCCGCGUUUGCUGGUUGAACGUGCGGAACACACAACCGGACAGGCGGACACUACAGCGUCGGAUAUAAAGCCACGCGGGAAUACAAGGAUCGUCGAACAAACUGACACGAAUGCCGACGUGGUGAAGUGUGAAGACAACACAAAGACACUGAAUACUAUGCGUCGCAGUGGGCGAGCACGCUUUGCCCCGAAGGCGAAAUCACCGGGAGCAACGCUUAAGGAAGAGUACGACAGUGCAACUGAGUCGGCAAUGUCUUCAUCGGAGAGCGAAAGUGAAAGCGAAUCGGGCUCAGAUACCGACUCGGAUAGCUCGAGCGAUGAUACUUCCUCAUCAUCUGAAGAGGAGGGUGAUGCGCAUGCCAUUUGCGGCGUUUGCCAGCGUGAGCAGAAUCGCAAUAUGAAAAACCUGCCCGAGGUCUUUAUACGAUGCUACACAUGUCAGCGCAGAGUGCAUCCGAGUUGCAUUGAAAUGCCGCAUCGCAUGGUUGCGCGGGUGCGCAACUACAACUGGCAAUGUGUUGACUGCAAAUGCUGUAUCAAAUGUAGAGGAAAGAAGGAUCAGAACAAAAUGCUGUUCUGCGAGCAGUGCGAUCGGGGCUUUCACAUUUACUGCCUGGGCAUCAAAGCCGUCACAGAUAGUCGCUGGAGUUGUGAACGUUGCAGUGUUUGCAUGCGUUGUGGCGCCACAAAGCCAGAGGGUUUGCCACAACAACAAACCCAGAUAUCGCCGAAUGGCGAGAAGGUCAAGCAGAUCAAGCACAAGAAGGUCAAAUGGAUUAACGAGUAUCGAAUAGAUCACAUCACGAAACUGCGUGAGCAUUGCUCCAUGUUGUGUGUACCAUGCGGGCGCGCAAAAGGUGCGAAGCGCGUGCAAAUAGCCAGCCCAUGCGUUAGCGGCACAGCAGCGACGGCUGCUUCUAAUCUGCCAUCACCCCCCGCCACGGCGCAACAAAAGCAGCCAGCGAAAACAUUAUCGCAAAAUCAAACAACGACCAACGCAGCCGCAGAAGCUGCAAAUGCGAGUGUUGGAGCCGCCAGCAAAGGCGCUGCCUCUGCUGCAUCUGCAAUGAACAAAACCAGCGCUGCCGGCACGCUGCCACCGCCGCCGCCGCCCGUUGUUGCCUGAGUGGGGGUGAUACGUUACUGCCCCAAGCGUAGUAGCCUAAACGCCAAUAUGUAGUAGCAGCAAUAAGAAAAAGUCGCGUGAUAUGUUGGCGCACGCGUGAGCUGCACUGUGUCACAGCGAGGAGCUUUGGAUGUGUGAGAUGAGAAUGCAAUUUCAAAUUUUGCUAAAACAUUCGCAAGUCCGAAGCGGAAAUUUACAUUUUGAUUAAAGUUUAAGGAAAAAUACGGUUUUUAAUGCGCAUAGAGCAUAUUAUUGCAUAGUUUACGACAAACUUGACGCCUUUCAUAAAACUUAACACUUAGUUUAGCAUUUAAUAUCAACAAAAGAUAAUUUGUAAUUUUUUUUUUAAUUAAGUUAAAUGUUCAGUUUCGUUUAAUAAACAAUAUUUAAUUAUAAGCUCAAUUUAUGGAAUAUACGCGCGAUUCACCUACGGUAAAAUGUUAGGCCUAAAGGGUUAAUUUAUCCAAUGUAUUAUAGUGCAAACAAAGAAAAAAUAAUAUAAAAGAAGGGAAAUGUUUCCGUACAUAAUUACAAUAAUAAAAAUGAGAAAUUUAAAACUAAAAUCAUAUAACAAAAUAUUUGCCGCAUGCAAACACAAUCAUGUCUAUAUAAAAUGUCAAAUAAUGCACAUAAGAGUUGAUUUAAGUCUUAAGUAAAGCAUCAAAAGCAAAAAAUUUAAGCUAAAAUAAAAAUCUAACAAAAUGUAUCAAAAAUAUUUAACUAAAUAAUGUGUAAAGUUCUCUUUGUAUACAACAUUGUAAACUAUUUGAUGUUGCAAAAACUUAUAGACAAGAAUAAUUUAAACAGAAAAGAAGAAAGCAACCAUGAGCUGAUCAGCAAAAACUGCUCAAAGCGCUGAAGUGGCAUUUUUCGGGAGAUGGAAUUCGAGUAGGCCUUCACUGGCUUCAAAUACCAUAUUGUAAACUUAUUUUUUACCGUAAUUUUCUCAAGUAAGGUUUUUAAAA
Messenger RNA from Rhagoletis zephyria (snowberry fruit fly), 9387 nucleotides. RefSeq names its product PHD finger protein enhancer of yellow 3 (gene e(y)3). The record is from RefSeq and is a predicted model, not a curated record. Gene Ontology annotation, cellular component: npBAF complex. NCBI's taxonomy places the organism in Eukaryota, Metazoa, Arthropoda, Insecta, Diptera, Tephritidae.